AUGGGUUAUGGUGGCCACGGCACGAAGAAAAGAAUUGAAUCAAAUCAAGGGCCCGUGGAACUAGAAAGAAGAUUAACUCUUGCAGAUAUCGAUGGAGAAGCACGUCCAAGAAUUACAACAUGUUUAUUCUGUGAGAAAGAAUGGGGAAACGAAGAGAAAGAACAUUUCAGUCCAGUGUCCGUGCUUGAAUGUCCAUUUGAAGAUGACGAUGAAGUCUCAUAUCCUUUUCGGCAAAGACUUGCUGUUACGGAAGGGACGAAAAAGAAGCUGUUGAAGAAACUCGAGAGGUUCGAGUGCCUUGUUCAACUCGAACCGAUCAAACUAGCCAAAAGAUUUAGAGGUCUGGAAUCCAACGACAAUGAAUCAGUUGAAUCUUCCCUAUGGCAUUCCGAGGAAAAUUUUAGUUUAGAUGUCGAAGAAGAACGAGAAAAGAACCAUGCUGAACAAAAGGCAUCGGAAUUACUUCAUUUAAUGAAAUCCACAAUGUCAUCACUUACCCUCAAACUAAAUGCAGAAAAUUUGUUAUUGGAUUACUUCAGAGAA
Molecule: messenger RNA, 543 nt
Organism: Olea europaea var. sylvestris
Lineage: Eukaryota; Viridiplantae; Streptophyta; Magnoliopsida; Lamiales; Oleaceae
Exons: 4
Source: RefSeq, a predicted model, not a curated record